AUGUUUUCCAACAUCCUUGCUCAAGUGUCGCUGCAUUCUGGCGGUUUAGGUGGACAUUUUGGAAAUGAUAAGACAAUUUCCCUUGUAAGGGACAGGUGUCGUAUAUGCCAAACCAGCAAAGGGAAGAAACAGAAUACUGGGUUAUACAUGCCAUUACCCGUUCCAGAAGCCCCUUGGCAUGAUAUAACUUAUAAGCAUGGACUUUGUAGUUGGUCUGCCAAGAACCCAGCGAGGUAA
This is a messenger RNA of Prunus armeniaca (apricot), 237 nucleotides long. The record is from the annotation of a GenBank genome assembly. NCBI's taxonomy places the organism in Eukaryota, Viridiplantae, Streptophyta, Magnoliopsida, Rosales, Rosaceae.